CCAUCUUGUCGAUACAGACAUGGUCUGAGUGUUGCCUGGCUCAUUCCAUUCACUCACGAAAGUAUAGAGUUUGUUUCUCUAUAGAUUCACAAUGGUUCAACUUGCACAGCCUGUUGUUGUGUCGCUCAACGACCUCAGACAGGGCAACAUUCCCUUUGAGGCUCUCGAGGAGGCCUUUGGGCCAGAAUCGCUGGGGAUAUUAGUAGUGAAAGACAUCCCCCCCGAGUUUGCCCACUUGAGACACCAGACAUUGUCGUAUGCUUCUUACUUGGGUAACCUGCCCGAACAAGAGCUGAAAAAGCUCGAGAACGAGAAGGCUAAAUACCUGACGGGGUGGUCGCUGGGGAAAGAAACGCUCAAGAGUGGCCAAGUUGACACUUUCAAGGGUUCGUACUAUGCCAACUGCGCGUUCUACGUCGAUGCUACCCUCGACUGCGCCAAGUCAACCGCCGAGUUUAACACGGAUAACUUUCCCGAGUACCUGUCGCCCAACGUAUGGCCAGCGCAGGCUAUACUUCCCGGUUUCAAACCCAACCUCGAGAGCCUUUGUCGAGUCAUCAUCGACACGGCUGUCCUCGUUGCGCGGGCAUGCGACAAAUACGCCGAAUCCGAAAUCCAGACAUACCCCAAGGGGUACUUGGAGCAUGUUGUCAGCACCUCGAAUACGACGAAGGCGCGCCUGUUGCACUACUACCCGCAAACCCAAGAAGCGCUCUCCAAAAUGGGUGCCGCCGACGAUGACUGGUGCAGCGUCCAUGUCGACCACGGGUGUCUUACUGGCUUGACGUCGGCUAUGUUCAUUGACGAAAAGGAUACCUCGACUGCGAUACCGGAAAUCACAAACGACAAAUCGGCGAGCCUGCCACCGCUCGCUGAGCUAGCAGCAUCACCUGACGCCGCCGCCGGGCUGUACAUCCACUCGAGAACGGGGGAGACGGUGCAAGUGAAGAUCCCGCGGGAUUGCAUCGCCUUCCAGACAGGGGAGGCCCUCGAGCGCAUCACGGGCGGUAGGUUCAAUGCGGUGCCGCACUUCGUGAGGGGCGUCAGGGCGUCGGUGAGUGACGGCCGGGUGGCGCGCAACACGCUGGCCGUCUUCACUCAACCGAACCUCGGCGAAGAGGUCGAUAUUGAGCAGCACAUAACGUUUGGCGAGUUCGCGCGGGGCAUCGUCGCUAAGAACACGGUUGCAUAGAGUAUCUGCCCUAAGUGAGCGAUGACGGUCCUGGAAGACGAGAAAGUGGAAAGAGGUACAAUACAAGACGUCGGGCUAUUCGUUGCCCCGACAUCGUUCAGAUCAUAAAAUCAUAGUGAAAGAAUGACGAUAACCAACUCUGUGGAUGGAUUUGUCAAAAACAAAAUCGGGGCCAAUCAAUCGGUCAUCAUCC
This is a messenger RNA of Colletotrichum destructivum, 1385 nucleotides long. RefSeq names its product Putative isopenicillin N synthase-like superfamily. The transcript is spliced from 4 exons. The coding region runs from base 92 to 1192 and encodes 366 amino acids. NCBI's taxonomy places the organism in Eukaryota, Fungi, Ascomycota, Sordariomycetes, Glomerellales, Glomerellaceae. The record is from RefSeq and is a predicted model, not a curated record.